CCAAGAAGCGGAGCAUUCGUUCGUGCCAGUCUUCAGAGAACCGCUUCGCCACUGCCCGUCACUCGCACCUCGCGUCAGCCUUUCUCCGUCUCAUCUGUCACUGUGAGCUCACGGCUGGACCUAGUUUUGAUGCAGUGGCUUCAAUUCUGCUCUGACGACCUUUUUUGGCUUCGCUCCGUGGCAGAUGUCUCACACGGACGAAAACUGCCUGUUCUGCAAGAUCAUUGCGGGAAAAAUCCCUUCGAUGAAGCUUUCUGAAACUGACAAGAGCUAUGCAUUCCUCGACAUCGGCCCGCUCUCCAAAGGCCACGCCUUGGUGAUCCCAAAGUACCAUGCAGCCAAACUGCAUGAGCUGCCGGAUGAGUACCUGCAUGAGCUUCUUCCGAUCGCCAAGAAGCUCGCAAUCGCCUCGGGCGCGACCGAAUACAACAUUCUGCAGAACAAUGGGCGUGGAGCGCACCAGCUCGUCGACCACGUUCACGUGCACAUGAUCCCCAAGCCGAACCAGGAGCAGGGGCUUGGCGUUGGAUGGCCGGCCAUGACGCCUGAGAAGGAGGAGCUGCAGAAGGUCUUCGAGGAGAUGAAGGGCAAGAUGUAAAGCAUCGGAUUCGGCUUGGAUCGGGACGAAGCCGUGGAAUGGAUCAACUACUCUCAGUCGUGCGCUUGAUGUCCUGCAGCUCUGCCUGGCCCAAAGUCUCUCAUCGUUAUGCAACUCGACUUUUUUACAUUCAACAUUUUCCAUAUCCGUGACGCAGUGAGGAGCUCGCAGCUCAGUGGACGUAGAGAACUAGGAGCGUUUCGAUGGUACUUGAUACCUUGGUGCAGCUCAUCUGAGGUCGAGCCACACGAAUAUAUGCGUUCUCCCGGAAGAUCCGGGGGAAAGGUCCAACAUCCCAGGGGAUAUUGGAUUUAUUUACCGUGGUUACCGCCUGUCGGGAUCUAGAUUCUGGUAUCUCUUUGGCGCGUUUGGCACGGCGUUGCGAGAGAUACCCGCUGAAUCAUUACAUCACAGCACCGCAAAUCAGUCCACCUUGAAAGCCUUU
This is a messenger RNA of Tilletiaria anomala UBC 951, 1043 nucleotides long. RefSeq names its product HIT-like protein. Gene Ontology annotation, biological process: nucleotide metabolic process. Gene Ontology annotation, molecular function: catalytic activity. The record is from RefSeq and is a predicted model, not a curated record. The transcript is spliced from 3 exons. Bases 185 to 598 code for a protein of 137 amino acids. Lineage: Eukaryota; Fungi; Basidiomycota; Exobasidiomycetes; Georgefischeriales; Tilletiariaceae.